Molecule: messenger RNA, 2833 nt
Organism: Schistocerca cancellata (South American locust)
Lineage: Eukaryota; Metazoa; Arthropoda; Insecta; Orthoptera; Acrididae
Product: protein yellow-like
Exons: 6
Coding region: 46-1551 (501 amino acids)
Cellular component (GO): extracellular region
Source: RefSeq, a predicted model, not a curated record
GCCACUCCACAGUCCAGAGCGCAGCGCUGCUCAGCACGCCUCAGCAUGGCCCUCGCGCAGUCGGACUUCCCUCACUGGUUGGCCGCGCCGCCAAUCCUCCACGCUCCGGCCUUCGACUCCGCCGCCACCUUCCCGGAGUUCCACAACCAGCUGCAUCAGCACACAGACGGUUCCGGUGCGUCCCGGCUGCUGCCGCUGAUCACGGCGCUGACGGCGAUGGGCCUGCGGCUGCUGCCCCACCAGCGCCCCCAGCCGCUGUCCCAGGACGACCCCUGGACGCAGUCGCGGGUGGCGACCCCGCCGCCGCUGCGCACCCUCUACCAGUGGCGCCAGAUCGACUUCGAGUUCCCGUCGGAGCUGGCGCGCCAGCAGAUGGCGGCCUCCGGGCGCUACGUGCGCCGCAACGCGCUCCCGCUGGGGCUCGACGUGUACGGCGACCGCAUCUUCGUCAGCGUGCCCCGCUGGAAGGACGGCAUCCCGGCCACGCUGGCCACCAUCCCCAGGGACCCGGCCAAGGCGGGCUCGCAGUCGCCGGCGCUUCGGCCGUACCCCAGCUGGGACUGGCACGGCCGCGAAGACUGCGCGGGCCUGACGUCGGUGUACCGCAUGCACGCCGACCCGUGCGGCCGCCUCUGGGUGCUCGACUCGGGCGUCACCAACGCCAUCGACAAGAUCCGCCAGCAGUGCGCCCCGCAGAUCUUCCUCUUCGACCUGCGCACCGACCAGCUCAUUAUGCGACACGUCAUCCCCUCUGACCAGUACAAGGAGGGCUCGCUGCUGUCCAACAUCGUGUCGGACGUGCGGGACGGGCAGUGCGAUGACGCGUUCGCGUACGCCACGGACGUGUGGGGCUUCUCGGUGAUCGUGUUCAGCCUGCGCGAGCGGCGCUCCUGGUCGGUGUCGCACCCCUACUUCUACCCGGACCCGCUGGCCGCCCGCUACCAGCUGCACGGCGUCUCCUUCCGGUGGACCGACGGCGUCUUCGGCCUGUCGCUCUCGCCCGCGCACUCGGCAACAGGAGACCGCACCCUCUUCUUCCACCCGAUGUCGAGCUUCCGCGAGUUCGCGGUGCUGUCGUCGAUCCUGCGCAACGAGACGGCGGCCAAGGCCAGCGACGACGAGUUCCACCUGCUGGAGGAGCCGCGCGGCCUCAGAGACGCGCACGCCUCCGCCUCGGCCAUGGACCGCCGCGGUGUCAUGUUCUACAACCUGGUCACCAGGGACGCCGUGGGAUGCUGGAACUCCGCACAGCCACAUGGUUACCGUAUGUCGCUGCAGGGCAUUGUGGCGCAAGAUAAUGUGACGCUCAUUUUCCCUAAUGACCUCAAGGUGGAUCAUGAGCUGCACCAGAACCUGUGGGUCCUCAGUAACCGUCUGCCACUCUUCCUCUACCGUGAGUUGGACCCCAACGACAUUAAUUUCCGCAUCAUGACGGGGUCUACAGAUGAGCUGGUGCGCGGAACCGUGUGCGACCCCGACAUCACACUCAUUCCUGGACAAGGGGCACUCUCCCCCAGGAACCAGUUCUGCCCUGCCAAUGAGGUGCGAUGAUCAACUGCUGCCAAGCCUGGACACCCACGUCAAGCUGCUCUUUCGUUCAAGAUGCCUCUUGUAUAUGAGACUGGAGCUUAAAGUUUGUCAUAAGUCACUAGUGUAAAACACACUUCUCAUCAAUUGCUGGUAAUCACCCAUUGUUUGUCUCUUCAAGAAACUGGGUGGAAUUAACAUCACUGAAAUGUAAUACUGCCAUAGAAAGGAGAACUAUGCUCUCUCUGGAAAGGCAAAAUGAUAAAGUUACUUCUUUCAAUACCCCAAAAAUUUUUGAGUGUUUCCUUGUCUAUGAAGGCAAAGAUUAAACAAUUGUUACAGAAGGCAAAAGAAUGACUCAUUAUACUAAUUUUGUUUAACAGAACUUUCCUUCUUAUAUUGUGUAUAACAAACCAUGGAUAUUUGACCGUGACAAUGAGGGUAUAUCUUAAACAAACUGAUGAUACUGUUCCUGGAUUUAUCAGCUUCCUUGAACCUUAUUAUACUUGUAUUUUCAUCCUUGGCUGAAACAUUAUUUGUAGUCCAAAAUCCAAUAUUAAUGUGAAUUCCCUCAAGACUGAACACAAAUUAAUCUAUCCUUCAUGUUCUCACACUUAUUUUAUCGAGUUCUCACAACCAUUAAAUGAAAGCCAGUGACAGUGGGCAUUUCCUUUUCUCAUUCCUUUUCCUUGAAGUAUUUUAAUUGCCUCAUAUGCUGUUUUAGAAUCAACUUAUCAUUUCCAUUUGUACAUGAAGAAUGAAACGGUACCUUCAGAUGAGUAUCACAGAAAUUAAGAUGUUCAAUAUUAAUGCUAUGUCAUUUCUUACAUAUCUGCAAACUCUACGGCCAGUAGUAUCUAGUAAGCACCCAUAGGCUCUCUUUCUACAUGACAUUUGUUUUUUCUAUCUUAUGUAGACAAAUAUUGCUUCCUAAUUAUCUGUAGUACUACAAUAUACACUCAACUUUGUGUCUAUCAUAAGGUAACUCAUCAGUGUAAUUGCCUCUCAUCAAAGUUAAUAAUAUUCAUACACUUUUGUUAUCAAUAGGGUGAUAACUUUGCAUUUAGACUCUCAACAAGGAAGAUGCAGAUUGUUAAGACACAAUGAUAGUUUUAUGUGUUUGUACUAAAAGUGCUUAGUACAUUACAUAUCUAAUGUGAAGAAUGACAGUCCUACAUUACAUUUAAAGUAACUCUGGAGCCUGGUAAAUGAUACUACAAUUCAAUCAUGAAACUGAAGUUAAGAAAUAAGUGGAUUAGAGCAUAUGAAUAAUUUACUCUAUAUUAUAGUCUUCAAGGUACACUAA